AUGAUCAUCUUUGCGCUCUACUGCUGCCUCAUCAACCUGUGUUCCCAUGUUCUGAGCAAUGCCAUCGAGACUCGAGACCUACCGCUCCCGCGUCAGUUCAAGAUUGCCAGUAAGUCGACUGUCUGCAAGCCAAGUCGAACCUCGGCCCCAUUCACAUUUGGCAAAAGUAGCGCGAGCCCGUUUGAGAUACAGCUCAUCAUGAAGAAGCAACGUGACAGUGCUACGGGUCAGCUCGUGUGGGAGCCAGAGUCCACUGGAGCCGGAAUUGCGUUUGACUUUGCUGGCGCUGUUCUUCCGGGGAAGCCAGGCCCAAAAGGAACUUCGAUUGACGUUACCAUCACGCUCAGAGACUUUGCAGGGUUGGACGCCGAGCUACAAAAAUGUCCUCUGGCUAAGUCCGACGAACGCUGUCAACCUGACUUGAUCGGCCAGCCUAAAGAACUCACGCUCUGCUCGCCGGGUAUCGAAUUUGAUGCGACUGUGACAGAUUUGGCGGCAGAUCAAGCUAAGCUCUGGGCAUAUUCGCGUUCGUUGCUAUACUCGUGCCAGGGAGCAAUCUGCGACAAGACGAGCACCAAUCCAAACGCACACGCUCUUAUUCUCAACCGUCCGGCACUGUCCGAAUCGCCUAUCAUCCUCACGUUCGCAGCCAUCGCGCCGAAGGAGCCUGGAAAGGAUUGGGAUAUCUUUCUGGAUGACGGUAUCGUGGGCCGCGGCUUCACGCUUCACCGAUACAACUGGGACCAGACGACCGCCAGCUUCGUGAUACCCAGCCUGAAUUUAGAUGCUAUGCCAGACAACCUGGAAUGGAUGGCAUGGCGCGACUGCUGCGACGCUUACGCGAAACUCAGAUUCAAGAUCACCGGCAACACGGGACGUAUCUCAAUACUGAGCUCAGACGUCGUCAUCUUCUGUGUUCCGCGAGGAGAUCCGGAUCAUCACCAAGACUGUCCAGCCGCACAAUGGGACCUGAUUACGCCGCAAGCGCGAAGCGUAUGCGAAGCUCAGGCGAUGUUUACGCCCAUCCAUGUCGAAGAAUGACAACGACCAAUGCAUGAUCUCGUUCGAAGUUGCGCCGUUGCGUCUGAUCCCCUGCACUCGCGUCGUGCAAACCGAUUGUCACUCGCGAUCACUUCGCACGGCACGACAAAAUCCAGCACUCAUGCAGCUUGUUUUUCUCGCUCAGAGCAUCCGUGCCGUCUUCGCGGCAACGAUCAAUGCCGCCUACACUGUCGGUGUAGACGGGUGGCCCACCUCUGCCGAGUGGGCUAUAGAUUGUGCAUGGUAGCCCUCUGUUUACUUCACCCAACCUCGACAACUGCAAAAACCCGUGUUCGACACAAGGUGCGAUGUCGAUGACGAUACAUUCAUGCUGGAAUACUGGGCAAUCGGCACACUUGCGAACGGUCAAAUCUCGAAGAGAUUGACCCUGCAAAGGUACCG
This is a messenger RNA of Mixia osmundae IAM 14324, 1443 nucleotides long. RefSeq lists its product as uncharacterized. Lineage: Eukaryota; Fungi; Basidiomycota; Mixiomycetes; Mixiales; Mixiaceae. Bases 1 to 1041 code for a protein of 346 amino acids. The transcript is spliced from 10 exons. The record is from RefSeq and is a predicted model, not a curated record.